AUGGCACCGACGAAGGCAGCUAGACACCCGCUCAUUGAGGCGACGCCGAAGAAGGUGAGCGUGAACGGGCGACCCCGUACCAAGGCAGACCUGACGCGUGUCGUCCGGUGGCCGAAGUACAUCCAGGUCCAGCGCAAGCGCGCCAUUCUUUUGACGAAGCUCAAGGUCCCGCCUGCCAUCAACCAGUUCCGCCACACUGCCAACCGUUCUCAGGCCACCGAGGCUCUCCGCCUGCUCUCUGCCUACCGUCCUGAGUCUGCUGCGCAGAAGAAGGAACGCCUUGCCAAGGAAGCCGAGGCCCGUGCCGCUGGUGAAGCUCCUAAGUCCAAGAAAACCGAGCGCCUCGUCUGGGGACUCGACGACGUAACCAAGGCCAUCGAAAACAAGAAGGCCCAACUUGUCGUUAUCCCCCACGAUGUAGACCCGGUGGAACUUGUCUGCUGGCUCCCCGCUCUCUGUCGCAAGAUGAAUGUACCUUACUGCAUCAUCAAGGGCAAACAACGACUCGGCGCACUCGUCCACCAAAAGACCUGUACCGCUGUCGCCCUCACCGACGUCAGGACCGAACAUAAAGCCCAGCUCGAAACCUUCUGCAGGGUCAUCGCUCCCGAAUUCAUCGACAACAACGACGUCCGCAGAAGAUGGGGCAACUAA
Molecule: messenger RNA, 654 nt
Organism: Gregarina niphandrodes
Lineage: Eukaryota; Apicomplexa; Conoidasida; Eugregarinorida; Gregarinidae
Product: 60S ribosomal protein L7A
Exons: 1
Coding region: 1-654 (217 amino acids)
Biological process (GO): ribosome biogenesis
Cellular component (GO): ribonucleoprotein complex
Source: RefSeq, a predicted model, not a curated record